AUGGUGGGCCCUGGCGUGGUGGGGGGCUCCAGGGGGCUGCUCUCGGCCCGCCUGGGCUGCCGUGUCCAAGAGGAGGACGUGGGCAGGAGAGAGACCUUCAGCGCCGAGUGGCUGGACCUGGAGCUCAGCUCCCGGCCCGAGGACGGGUGGUGCCGGCGGGAGGUGGACACGCAGCGCCGGGAGACGCUGGAGCAGCGCGGGGCCGUGCGGGUGCUGGAGCAGCGCUCGCCCUGGGGGCUGCUGCGGGUGGGGGUCCUGGGGCAGCCCCUGGCCCAGCACCUCCUGCCCUACGCCCGCACCUUCCCCGUGCCCCUCUUCGCCCCCUCGGACCUCCGCGGUGCCAAGGGGGGGAUUCCCCGCACCCUCUCCCGCUCCCUCUCCCACGAAGCCCAGCGGGGCUGAGCGUGGCAGAGGGGCCGGGGGAAGGUCGGGGGGGGGCAGGAGGGUGAUGUUGGGGGGCUGGGGGGACCCACACGCCUGGGUCUGCUCAGCCGCCCCGAAGAGGCAGCACAGGAAGGCGGGGGCAGGUGGGGGUGGGCUCCCAUUCACCUGGGACCCCACCCCGCUGUGGGCGUCGUGGAGGCCGGUGGGGAUGAGGACCCCGCGGGUCGGGGGGCUCCCGCCCUUAGCGGGGCUCCCGGCAGCUCCGGCGUGACUCAGUUUCCCUGGCGAAAAGAAGGGAAUGCGAGGAUGAGGAGCGCUGAAACCCGCCCGGGGCUGGAGGGCGCCCUGG
Messenger RNA from Vidua chalybeata, 733 nucleotides. RefSeq names its product titin-cap (gene TCAP). The transcript is spliced from 2 exons. Gene Ontology annotation, biological process: skeletal muscle thin filament assembly; cardiac muscle tissue morphogenesis; skeletal muscle contraction. Gene Ontology annotation, molecular function: structural constituent of muscle; titin binding; protein-macromolecule adaptor activity. Bases 1 to 402 code for a protein of 133 amino acids. Gene Ontology annotation, cellular component: Z disc. The record is from RefSeq and is a predicted model, not a curated record. NCBI's taxonomy places the organism in Eukaryota, Metazoa, Chordata, Aves, Passeriformes, Viduidae.